Pundamilia nyererei is the source of this 567-nucleotide messenger RNA. RefSeq names its product myelin regulatory factor-like protein. The coding region runs from base 1 to 567 and encodes 188 amino acids. The record is from RefSeq and is a predicted model, not a curated record. The transcript has 7 exons. NCBI's taxonomy places the organism in Eukaryota, Metazoa, Chordata, Actinopteri, Cichliformes, Cichlidae.
AUGGACCAGCACAGUCCUGGCCUCUGGCCCCCUGCUGUGGACUUCUGUGAUCUGCUAUACUGUGAUAAGGUGUACUGCUGCCCUUCAUCAACAGAGGGAACCACUAACUCAAACAUCAACAUCUCCAAAUCAACAGAAAUACCUGUUAUGAAAGAAAAAAACAUUGAAGAUUUUUAUGGACAACUGAAAAGUGCUGGAGACUGGACGAACACCACUAUCCAUUCUAUCACCAUCAAAGAAAGCCAGCUGGUUAUUGACAGAAAAUACUGCCUAAGAGACGAAUGUGGCCCCAGUCGAUACAUCUUCAGAGUUCCUGUCAGUGAGUUUGUUCCUGUCAACAUGAAAGUAACCCUGCUCAUGAACUCUACAGAGGAGUUGGUAGUCCAUCUGUGCAAUUUUGAUGAGUCCACAGUCUGUUCUGCUCAGCUGGAUAUCAGCGCUGUGUCUGACAGCAGAUACCCAUCAAAUACACAGGGUCAAGCAGACUGCAGUACCAACUAUCAAUACGCAGGGGCGCUCUUCACAGACUACCACUUCUACUUCUACAGACACUGCACGGAAUUUUAG